Molecule: messenger RNA, 474 nt
Organism: Betta splendens (Siamese fighting fish)
Lineage: Eukaryota; Metazoa; Chordata; Actinopteri; Anabantiformes; Osphronemidae
Product: cystatin-A-like
Exons: 3
Coding region: 10-324 (104 amino acids)
Cellular component (GO): cytosol
Molecular function (GO): cysteine-type endopeptidase inhibitor activity
Source: RefSeq, a predicted model, not a curated record
UCUGUGACAAUGACAACUGUACCCUUAAAGAUAGCUGGAGGAUUCUCUGAUCUUCAACCUGCAACUGAGAGGAUCCAAAAUUAUUGCAAUGAGGUAAAGAAACAAGUGGAGGCAAAGACAAACCAGAAAUAUGUUGAAUUCAAGGCCGUUACAUACAGAUCCCAGAUUGUGGCUGGAAUGAACUAUAUCAUCGAGAUUCAAGUGAAUGAAUGUCAUUACAUCCAUGUGAAGCUGCACCAGGAGCUUCCUUGCAACGGAGGAAAGAUUGUGUUGAUUAAUGUGCAAGAAAACCACAAGAAGGACGAUCCCCUGGUGCCGUUCUAACGCCACCACACAGUCUGCUUCUGUAGAACUGAAGCCUCAGAACCAAACUCUGUUGUUUGCUUCAGUUUUAACGUGUUCAAGCACAAAGUCUACAAUGACAAUCAGAAGCUAUUUGCACUGGUUUAAAAAAGAAAAUUAAAGAAUGAAUUG